UUUUUGGCACUUGCUCCCAUAUUUUCACGUUUCUGCAGCUGUCCGCUCUGUUCCAUCUUCAAACACUUCUCUUUUGUCUUCCUCUUGAGAAGAGAAUUUAGUAUCAGUCCCUUUUGCUUCAAAAUUGCUAAACCAAAAUUGAAUAGAAGGGGGGUUAGUUUAGGUCCAACGGAGAUUUUCUCAGCAACAAAAUCCAGGCAAUUCAUGAAGCAUGAAUUCAUAACCCCUAUACAGUCAAUACAGAGUCGCCGCAAAUCAUGUUUCUUUAAGCUUCAAGAUAUUGAUGAAGGCAGGGUUACAAGAGAGAGAGGCAAGAGCUUGAGUCUCAGUCCUAAUUCACGUAAAACUGUUUCCAAGGUCAUUGCUCCUAAGCCUGCAGCAACAACGGUGGGGGAUAAAAGGGCGGUGAAGAAAGAAGAGGGCGUUAUUUCUACAAUUCAGCCUAAAAGGCUCUUCAAAGAUGGAGAAAAACCAGUAUCGGCAAGGAAACCAUUGAAACAUGGGAGAGUCGUCGGUAGCAGGUACAAUCAGAUUCCCAAUCAGAGCAAUGUGAGUUUCACGGUAAGCGAUGCUCAAAAGCAGGAGAGCAACAAGCACGAUAAGAGGUGUGUUUCAAAUGAACGGAUAGUUGAUUCGUGCAAGAAUGAAAAGAGUGAGAACAUAAUGAAAAAGAAGUGGGAAAUUCCGAGUGAAGUGAUCAUUCUAAAGGAAGAAUCACCGCAGUCAAUAGGUAAGAUCAAUGAUCUUCUUCCAAAGAUUAGGACUGUGAGGGUUUGGCAUGAAAGUCCUCGGGCUUCAGAGCCAGCCAAAAGAGUGGCAGAAUUGAUGGGAAGGAAACCAUACUAUAGUAUGGAGGAAGAAACAGAGAACUCUGUUCGUCAGGCUCUGAGUCUUGCAGAAGGGGAUGGUGAGAAAGAGUGAUUCAUUUCUUCUUCUUCUUCUUCUUCUUCUUCUUCUUCUUCUUCUUCUUCUUCUUCUUCUUUCCUUUUGUUUUUUCCAGCUGUAGAGAUUGGGGUUUCUGGAUGCAAAGCAUAACUAUUGUCAUGGGCU
Messenger RNA from Hibiscus syriacus, 1050 nucleotides. RefSeq lists its product as uncharacterized. The transcript has a single exon. The record is from RefSeq and is a predicted model, not a curated record. The annotation marks the transcript as partial. Lineage: Eukaryota; Viridiplantae; Streptophyta; Magnoliopsida; Malvales; Malvaceae.